This is a messenger RNA of Dentiscutata heterogama, 130 nucleotides long. NCBI's taxonomy places the organism in Eukaryota, Fungi, Glomeromycota, Glomeromycetes, Diversisporales, Gigasporaceae. The record is from the annotation of a GenBank genome assembly.
CAAUCGAUCAACUAUCUGAAAUACUUGGUGAUAGUCAAUGGGCAGAAAGAAAUUAUGGAAAUGGUAAUAAGGCAGAACAUCGUUGUGAAAGUGGAGAAGUAACAUUUAGAUUUGUAGUUGAUCAAGGUCA